CAUUUCUGUUAAUUUUGUGUCACGGUGCGCGCGCAUCGUAAAAUUUCACUCUCAUCAAUUUUUCAUAACGCGCCUAAAGAAGUAUAAUUUCAAAAAUAUCAGCUUUCGGUAAACGCGUAACGAUAAUCUAUGUAACAACUGAAUAAUUUCUAUCUCUUAGUAGUCUAUGUUGAGUUCAGUGUAUUAUCUAUGGUCAAAUUGCAUGACUGGAUUGAUUGCUGAAUUGAAUGUAAUUCUGCAUUCUGCUGACAGUGGCAGAUUUGAAAAUUCUCGGAAAGCGCUAUACGCCACGACGAGGCGACAAAGCUAAACAAACAAAUUAAUUUUAUAUUAUGGUGCUACUUAUUUAAAUCAGUGUUUGUUGAAUUCGAAUAGUACUGAUUAUAUCUGCAUGUGAAGUAUAAACGAUACAAAUCAUGGGGGUAAAUACUUAGUGUACGUAAAUAUUUCGGUGUAUAAAAGUGCCUAUAACGAAAGAGCCAGUGAUAAAAAGUGCUUUAUUCGAAUAUAAUUCGUGAUAGGAACUUCUUUCAAAAGUGCAAUUUUAUUUAAUGCGGUCCUAUCGUGUCUCGGAGAAUGGAUCCCGGGUACUUUGAUAUAGAAAGGAAACAGGAUCCAAGGGAGAAGGCAAAUUUUUUGUCGAAACUAUGCUUCGGAUACACUCUCCCGGUGUUCGUGAAAGGUCGUAAAGGUCAGCUCAGCAUCUCGGAUGUGUACAGAUGCUUGCCUUACUUAAAGGCAACACCACGAGGCGAUGCUCUCGGUGCGAUGUGGACCCAAGAACUGAAGAAGAAAGAAUCGGGAAGAAAACCGUCCCUUCUCGCGGCCAUAUUAAGAAUAUACGGAUUAAAGUUUUUCAUUGGAAAUAUUAUAUUCUCCCUCUUCGAUACAGCUGCUAAGUUGUCGAUACCGCUAUGCCUGGAAGGUCUGAUAAAUUACUUCUCGCCGUCUCACGGCGGGGUCCCGUUCGAACACGCGUACCUAUACGCAGCUGGUGUGGUCGGUUGCAUGGUGGCGAGUGCUAUGAUGAUGCAUCCGUUCCUACUUUGGUUGCUGGACACGGCCGUCAAGAUCAGAGUAGGAUGCUGUUCGCUCUUAUACAGAAAGUUGCUUCGUAUAGAUUUAACCGUCGGUGGCAAGGCUACGGAAGGGCUGGCCGGUCACGUGGUCAAUCUCCUGACCACAGACGCCCAGCGCUUCGACAUGGCCUCGUUAUUCGCGAUGGACCUGAUCCGGACCCCGAUAGAUAGCACGAUCAUCAUCUACCUGAUGUACAGGCAGAUCGGGGUGGCCACAUUAAUCGGGGUGGCUUUUCUGUUGCUCUUCAUUCCACUGCAAGGUUACCUGGGUAAAAUAUCCAGUAAUCUACGCAGGAAGGUGGCGGUGCGCACUGACCAUCGCAUCCGGCUGAUGAAUGAGGUAGUGCAAAGCAUAGAGGCUAUUAAGAUGUAUGCCUGGGAGAAUGCCUUCGCUAGGAUCAUCGGAGAUGCUAGAAAGAAAGAAAUGAACGUGAUAAAGAAGAAGUCGUGGCUCCGGGCGGUGAUGAUAUCCUGCGUAAAGCUGAACACGAAGGUGGCGAUAUUCCUGAGCAUAAUAUCGUACAUCACCUUGGGCAAUGAACUGACAGCGGCCAAAGUCUUCGUGAUAUUCUCUUAUUACGACAUCCUGAAGUACACUCUGGUGGAUUUUUUGCCGCUCGCGAUAACGUUCACGCUGGAGGCGUACGUCAGCGUUAAGAGGAUACAGGAGUUCCUGCUCCUGCCCGAGGUGGAUAAUCAAGACGGAGUAGACCUGGUCACAAUCGAAGAGAAAACUCAGGUUCAGAACGGAGUCUUCGAGAAGAUCGGAAACGGUCAGCAAGCGUAUGUGAAGUCGGAAGCGAACCUGGAAAACCUGAAACCUCAGGUCCUGGUGUCCAUGAAAGAUUUCAACGCGCACUGGAAAAACGCUGAGGACGAAUCUAUGGAUGGAAAAGUGACCGCAUUAGCUAAUAUUAAUCUUACUAUCAAACCAGAAACACUGACGACCAUUGUGGGCACGGUAGGUGCUGGUAAAUCGACGCUGCUCCAAGCGAUCUUACGUGAAAUAAUACCGAGCAGUGGACAUUUGGAGGUCAACGGUGUUGUCGCGUAUGCCGCCCAGGACCCGUGGCUGUUCGAAGCGUCCGUCCGUCAGAACAUACUCUUCGGUCAGGAGUUGGAUCUAAGACGUUAUAAGCAAGUUAUACGAUGCUGUCAGCUGAAGAGCGACUUGGAGAUACUGCCGCACGGAGACAAGACUAUAGUCGGGGAGAGGGGUGCAUCAUUGUCAGGCGGUCAGAGGGCCAGGAUAUCUCUGGCGAGGUGCGUGUACCAGAAUGCGGACGUCUAUCUCCUCGACGACCCGCUGGCGGCCGUCGAUGCUAAAGUGGCGUCCGCCAUGUACGAGGAGUGCGUCCGCGGCAUGCUGCGCGACAAGGCGGUGCUGCUGGUCACCCACCACGUGCAGUACGCCAGGGGCGCCAGCAACGUGCUGCUCAUGAGGAGCGGGAAGAUAGUGGCGCAAGGCACGUAUGAGGAGCUCAAAAGCUCAGUGCCUGAGUUCGAGAAGCUGAUCGAAAUGGGUGAGAAGGUCGAAGAGGAAAAGCUCAAGCAGAAAGCGGCGUCGUACGAGAACCAGGAGAGCAUUGUCUAUAACGUCACAGUGAGGGUCGGGAACAAUGUGUCGGAAUUUAAACGAAGCGAACACAAACUGAAAUCGCAACGUUCAAUGUCUCAAGCGUCUCAAAUGUCAUUCAACAUUGACCUAGACAACAAUUUGGAUCCCAAAUAUGAAGGCGAAUCCCAAGGCACAGGGUCGGUGUCAAACAGCGUUUACAUGGCCUACGUUAGGAGCGGGGGAAACAAAUGGUCCAUGACCCUCUUGAUCGCUCUGUUUCUGGUUGCCCAAGUGUUCUAUUCAUCCACAGACGUUUGGCUGAAGGAGUGGGUCAAUCUGGAAGAGAAGAACAGCGUCAUAAACGUCACCAAGAACAACGAUACCUUGUCUCCUGAGACGCUCUUCAAGAACAUGCCGAGCAAUUAUUUCCAUCUGACGCGCGAACAGUGUCUGUACAUAUACGGAGGCCUCAUCGCUGUCUGCGUCUUCUUCACGUGGAACAAGCUCGUCGUCUUCUACAACACGUGCAUCAGGGCUUCCAUCAGCCUACACGACAACAUGUUCAAGGGAGUGACGUACGCGCCGAUGUGGUUUUUCCACCACAACCCUUCGGGCAGGAUCCUGAACAGGUUCUCGAAGGACAUGGGACAAGUGGACACGUUGCUGCCGCUCGCUCUGGUCGACUGUCUAGGGUUCUUCUUGGAAGUGCUGGCCAUCCUGGUCGUGGUCUGCUUGGUCAACUGGUGGCUGAUACUGCCCACCGCGGUGGUGGCGGCGCUGCUGUUCCUACUCCGGGCCAUGUUCCUCGCCACCAGCAGGGACCUCAAGAGAAUCGAGGCUAUUGCCCGCAGCCAGUCCCUCAACCACGUGUCGUCGACGGUGCACGGGCUGCCCACCAUCCGCUCCACGCGGCAGCACCAGCGCGCCCUGGUCGCCGAGUUCGACAAGCUCCAGGAUCUGCACAGUGCCGCCUGGUCCCUGGUGCUCUCCACCAACCGAGCGUUCGGUCUCUGGAUGGACAUGGUCUGCUGCAUGUACCUGGCUUUGGUCACGUUUAGUUUCUUUGUCUUCGCGAGUGGCGAUACUAUAGGGGGGAGCGUCGGCCUGGCCAUAACGCAGGUCAUAGGCUUGGUGGGGAUGUGCCAGUACGGAAUGAGGCAGACUGCCGAAGUCGAGAACCAGAUGACGUCCGUGGAAAGGAUAUUGGAGUACACGAAUCUGCCCCCGGAACAUCCUCUGGAGACGGACGAGGCUGCCAUCAGAAAGAACCAUCCGGGUCUGGACCUCAGCAAGUGGCCCACUAAAGGCGAAAUUUCCUUCGAGAACGUCUAUUUGGAGUACGAGAAACCGCCUAAAGGGAAGAACGAGGCUCCAAGACCCGAGGCCCCGGUCUACGCGAUCAAGGGAGUCAGCUUCAAGGUCCAGCCGGCGGAGAAGGUGGCUGUGGUCGGCAGGACAGGGGCGGGAAAGAGUUCGCUGCUCAACGCUUUAUUUAGGUUGAGCCGCAUCGCGGGCACGGUGUCGGUGGACCGCGUGACGGCCGAGCAGGUGGGGCUGCGCUGCUGGCGCUCGCGGCUCUGCGCCCUGCCGCAGCGCCCGGCGCUCUUCGCCGCCUCGCUCCGGGACAACCUCGACCCCACGCACUCCGCCACCGACGCGCAGAUAUACGCCGCGCUCGAACAGGUGGAAUUGCUGGAUCUGGUCUCCAGUCUACCCGCAGGCCUGAACACGAAGCUGGGAGACGGCGGAGGCUCCCUGUCGUCCGGUCAGCGGCAGCUGCUGUGCUUGGCGCGCGCCGCGCUGGCCGGCUCCAGCGUGCUGCUGCUGGACGAGGCCACCGCCAACGUGGACACCGAAACGGACAAGCAGAUCCAACGGACGAUAAGGACGAAGUUUUCAAACGCGACCGUGCUCACGAUCGCUCACAGACUAAACACGGUCAUGGACUACGACAGGGUCAUUGUCAUGGACAAGGGGCGCAUAGUGGAAUCUGGUCACCCCCACGAGCUCCUGACGCAGAGCGGCCCGGACCAGACCCGGAGGACGCUGCUGUCCAAGAACCAGGCGCCACUUGCCGUGCCGGAGGAAUGCGAGGGCGCGGUGCACAGAUCCAGGACCUACUCUGAGAAGUCCGCUGACUCCGAGCUGGAGGCGACGGGAGUUUUCAAGACCCUGGUCGAGCAGACGGGGAAGGAAACGGCAGCCAUGCUGAGGAGAGCCGCAGCAGAGAGCUACAAGACGUGGUUGGAAAAGAAAAAAUCUACUUAAGAAUAAUUCGCAGUAUUGACUAUGACAAUCUAUCGUCACACUCGCAAACUUAAAACGAUAGUAUUAAGGUGAACAUAGUAUCGACUAGACAAGCUUAAUGGAAUCCGCUCUUGCUGUUGGACAUCACCCUGACAUCACCUGGUCUCCGAACUCCAGUUCUUCGGAUUGGUCAUUCGAAGGCACCCGUAACGUCAAAUUUAAUGGAAAUACGUCCGUAUAAGCAAGAGAUUAAGGUCACAAUUUAUUUAAUAACAAAAAUCAUGGUUGUCGUGUGUACUAUUUGUGAAGAAUAGGGUCGAUUUUAGUGCCAUGUACCCUAUGAAAUGGCAAGAAAACCAAAACUACCCUCUUAAGUAAGUUUUAAGAAUGUUCGCGCGCCCGCAGUGUAGAGCGAAGUGAAGUCGCGGUCGCGUGAGGGCGUUGACCCCGCUGGUGAUACGCGCAAUGGAUUUUACCAAAAAGUCGUGACGAAUUGAUUUGAGACAUUUAUUGUUUUUUUUUUUUUUUGAGUGACUUCAAACGAAUUUUCUUUAAAAAUUAUUGUUGUUGACCAAUGACAAACACUUGUCAAAUAAGUAUUGUAUAAACUCAAAAACGAAUUUUAAAUCUUAGAACUCGUAUCUCAAGAUGUGUGGCGGCAUUUACGUUGUAGAUGACUAUGAGCUCCGGUAACCACUUAAUAUCAGGUGAGCCGUGAGCUCUUCUAAAAAUAUUGACAUGUUACGUCGUAACAAAUAGACGCAUUUUUUUUUCUGAAACAUUUGGUAAACUCUAAUUUAUGUCGAUUUAUUUCUUCGAAUCCUUUCAACGCAUUUUAAAAAAAAUUUGGUGCUUAUUAUCGAAUAUAUUAUGAAGAAUCAAUGUUGUUAAGUCAAUUCAAAUAUACACAAAUAUUCAAAUAUAUACUUUACUGGUGGUAGGACCUCGUAUGGGUCCGCGCAGGUAGAUACCACCACCCUGCCUAUUUCUGCCGUGAAGCAGUAAUGCGUUUCGGUUUAAAGGGCGGGGCAUCCGUUGUAACUAUACCUGAGACCUUAGAACUUAUAUUUCAAGGUGGGUGGCGCAUUUACCUCGUGAAUGUCUAUGGGCUCCAGUAACCAGUUAACACCAGGUGGACUGUGAGCUCGUCAACCAAAGUAAGCAAUAAAAAAAAAAAACAAAUACACGCCUUUAAAAUUGCAUAGUGCAUUUAAACUUACCUAUUGUCGAUUAUAUACAUAUAAUAUAUAACUAUGUAGAUAAUUUUAAGAUUCCAUCCCAUAAAAUUAACAAAUGGUAUAUAAAAACGAAUUAUAUAAAGAUUUUUAAAUAAAUUAAAAGGAUAAUUUAAUCAUCAUUAUUGACUGACUUACAUUUUUAAUCGCCGAAUAAGACAUCCCAGUUCAUGACGUCACAUGUGGCCAGUCGCUAUGCUUUAGAGUGUAUUCUACGUAGGUUAGACCGCAGUUUACUUUGGCCACAUAUGACGUCACACAUAACUAAACUGUUUACAAAAAUAAAAAUAAUAUUUAAAAGAAUAUGUGUUCCGUAUAUUUAGUCAUGUUUUUCGAAAAUGUUUUUUUACAUGUUUCAAUAAAAUUCGUAGCUUAUGUGCUCAGCUAUGUACUAUAAUCUUUUACAUAAUGGAUAAUAAACAGGUUCAAAUUAUACUACCGUGAGUAAACUAAAGUAAACCUAUAUAUAUAUUGUCCCAUGGACCUCAACGUGGAAAUUUAUUGUGAUUAUAUAAACGUCGGUGACCUCUUAAAAUCGGGCGAACCGUUUUACCAUCUAAAUUAAUGUUAAAAAAAAUUACAAAAAAAACACUUAAAUUAACUUAAAAGAAACUAAAGUGCUUAAUUAGUAAUUAAUUAUCUUUUAUUGUGUACUUAUUAGGUUCAUACUGGUCCUAAAUUCCCCUCUUCUGUAAGUCUUAAAACAAUUACCAAUUAAUUGGACAAUGAUAGAUGAAGUCGCUUACAAAAAAGCUAAUUCAAUUUUGUGAAUGUCAAUUAAGCAUUUAUUUAAAUUUUAAUGCGAAUGUAAAAUUUUAAAAGUGAGAUUAGGACACAAUUGUGAUAAACAUUUUUACUUAAAGUUACCAAUAAAAAAAAAACAAUGUUACUUAAUUAAAAUUUAAAAAAACUAGUUUAAUUUUCGAUUUGUGUAAUAGACAAUUGUUUAUUUUUUAUAUAUACAUACAUAUAUUAAUUAUUAUUGGAUAAAUAAAUUAUUUGUAGUUUGAUUUAGUGUUUUCUGAGUGUGGCCCGUCGAAAAGGUAUAGAUAGAGCGAGACAGGGAUAACUUCACCACACUUACCCCCUCCCCUGCGUCGUAUAGAGUCGCGUCCUGUUGUUAACUCAUCAGUUCUGACCGAUUCUAUAUCAAGGAACCUCUUGGCAAUUUGAAGAAAUGCUUAGCCAAUGGCGGUUCACUGAUAAAAUGUGUGGAGAUUGGACAAAAUUCCGAAAAGUCCAGUGUAGUUUUAUUCUUUGGAAAUUCUCACUGAUUCACUGAAUAGUUAUUUCACUAUUUUUUUGGCCUUAAAAACAUGCUUUUGUCGUUACGAUUAUCCAAAAAAAAGUUUAUUCCUAGAGUCGAAAGUACUAUGGUUACAUAUACAGUAUGGUUCACACGUAUUCAUUGCAAUCUUUGCGUCCGUAGAUAAUACACAUAAAUUAAUUAUAGAUAAGCAACUCAAACACUCAACAAAAAUGUUUACGGGCGUCGGCCACUAGAUGGCUUCGCUUCGAUUAGUUUGCUCCUGUAGAUGGCAGUAACAUAUUACCUAUCCUAUAUUUUAUUUUUAAUGAAGGAUUUUGUAUAUUUUGACGAACGACAAAUUGAUAAAAUUUAAUCAAUUUGUCUAUAAUAAUAAAAAACUUGCCAGAUUUUUUUUUUUUUUCUUCUUUGUUUAGUUAACAAUAAUUUUUUAUAUCCACAUUUCAUUUGAACUCAUUUAAAAUAGUCGAUAGAUCUUUAUCUAAAUACAAUAAUGGAUAUUUAUAGAAAUAUUAUUUAAAUAGUUUUCCCCUCGUAUCGCCAAAAUUUUCUCUUAAGAUUUGUCCAGCCGUAGUCGUGUGAGUGUUUGAUCUUUUUUUUUUAUAUAACUGUCUUAAUUAAGAUGUUUAAAAUUAAUAUCAGACCAAAAUAUAUAUAAUUUAUAUACGCAAACCUUGUUCGAAUAUUGAAGACAUGAGUGGAUGAAGGGGAUAUGACACAAUUUGUUAAUUUUGAGAAAACCGGCAAAAAACUUUUGUUACCUACUUGUACUUUUUCUUCGUAUGUAACUCCUUCAUCACAUGCAAUUUCUAAAAUUAGCCUUUAAACCCGGAGCUUUAAGGUCUAAUAUGGUUUAUAGGCACAUAACACCUUCAUUCAAUCUGAAAACUCAAAAAUCUUAAAAACGGUAAUUAAUGUCUCCUAUUAUAUUAGUGAAAACUGUACCAAAAUCUGUAGCUUAAUUUAACAGAAGUAAGCGAAGGAACAGAAGCAGACAGAAUUUGUUUCAUAAUACUUAGAUUCCUAUUGAUGAUUUCAUUUUUAACCGACUUCAAAAAAGGAGGAAGUUCUCAAUUCGACUAUGUUUUUUUUAAUAUCUGUUUACCUCAUAACUUUCCACUGGGUGAAUCGAUUUUGAUGAUUCUUUUUUAUUAGAAAGCUGACGCUUCCCGUUCGGUCCCAUUUCAAUUUAGUCCAGUUCUGAUAAUGGUAUUCAUGAGAAAAGCAUAUAAGUUUUAAAUUUGCAUUAAGUACGUGCGCGACAAAUAAAAGAAUAACUCAAUAAAUCAAUAUCACGCCAACCGAUUUCGAUGAUUAUUGUAUAUUAAUUUGUUUUGGAAUAUCUUAUUUUUGUUCUAUUUGAAGUCGGUUUUUGUUAAAGCAUGUACUAUAUUUACAAUUAUAGUAACUAAAUUCUCAUAAGCGUGUACUCAAAAUAACUCUGCCUUUGAUUAUCGAAUUUUUUGUUAUCAAAUAAACAUGUAUGUUUUGUGAACUAUAUAAUUAUGUUCACGUGAUGGCGAUUAUGUAAGAGACUCAUAAAUGGGGCGGUCAGCGCAAAAGUGGCCUAAGCUUACCAUAGUUAUUAUCGAAAUAUUGAGGUUUGAAUUUACUUUUACAAUACUUCGCCGGCAAAAAAAUACGCGCAAAAAUAAUGUUUCCAACUACGAAUAGACUUAUUAUUUAUUCGUAGGUUUACAAAGGCAUCUGCUAUCUAUGUCUGAAACCAGGGUUUUUUUUUAUUGCUUAGAUGGGUGGACGAGCUCAAAGCCCACCUGGUGUUAAGUGGUUACUGGAGCCCAUAGACAUCUACGACGUACAUGCGCCACCCACCUUAAAAAACUAGGGGUGCGGCUCAUCCCUAGUUCAGUAGUUUUGAAUCAAAAUUUAUUAUGUAUUAAUUAAAUUGCAAUACAUAAACACGAAUAUGAAUUAUGGGUUAGGUCACUUUUGCGCUGACGACCUCAAAUAUUCUAAUAGUUAUUAACGAUGGCGCGGCCUAUGGUCUCCUGAUUCAAACGCGAACAAAUUGUACUUAUUUUAGAAUCGGUAAUGCUGAAUUGUCAGUUAAAUUCCUCAGAGUGCGUUCGUCUUUAGACGUUUAGAAAAAGUUAUGAGUUUGACUUUAGUUCCGGUGUUGCCAGUGUUCAAGGCGUGGAAUAUUCACUUUCCGACACGGAUGUCGUUCUAGGCAUUAUUUUGGAAAUGAAAGAAUGAGAAUACCGUCGCCAAUGCUGCUGUAGAAUUAUCCUCAACUUUUUGUAAUUAUCACACGAUGCGGCCAAUCCAUAGCUACCCUGAAGAAGUUUUUAUAAAGAAGUUUUCUAACUAAAUUAUUAGUUUGGCACGUUUAUCAACGCUGCUAUAGUCAAGUUACAGAAUAUUAAAAAGGAAAAUUGUCUAAAUUCUUUUUUGUGUCCGCUACCUUGCUUAAGUUUUUUCAUGAUCAAAGUUAUUAUUGUGAACUUCAAAAGUUUAAUAGUAAUUAUUUUCGUUUUGAGGGAUUUAAUUGGUAAAUUUGUAUACUAAUUAUGUAGCUUAAUUGUAUUAGCAACUUAUUGUCCGUAUUGUGGACGUGAUUAUGUUAUUAGUGAAAUAUAUUGAUUUUUUUUAA
Molecule: messenger RNA, 10000 nt
Organism: Bombyx mori (domestic silkworm)
Lineage: Eukaryota; Metazoa; Arthropoda; Insecta; Lepidoptera; Bombycidae
Product: probable multidrug resistance-associated protein lethal(2)03659
Exons: 36
Coding region: 577-4905 (1442 amino acids)
Biological process (GO): transmembrane transport
Cellular component (GO): membrane
Molecular function (GO): ATP binding; ABC-type transporter activity; ATP hydrolysis activity
Source: RefSeq, a predicted model, not a curated record